This is a messenger RNA of Molossus molossus (Pallas's mastiff bat), 726 nucleotides long. It is a transcript of the gene JTB, whose product is annotated as jumping translocation breakpoint. The record is from RefSeq and is a predicted model, not a curated record. NCBI's taxonomy places the organism in Eukaryota, Metazoa, Chordata, Mammalia, Chiroptera, Molossidae. Gene Ontology annotation, biological process: mitotic cytokinesis. Gene Ontology annotation, cellular component: cytoplasm; membrane; centrosome. The transcript has 6 exons. Bases 118 to 558 code for a protein of 146 amino acids.
CUCUGGAAAACCCAGCCCAGCAGUCAGGCCCCACGGUCGGGUUCCGCACUUAGGAGCCUUAGCAGGGCAAGAUGGCAGCGCCGGGAGCCCAAGUGGAGGUGCGACACUGAGCACUCCAUGCCUGCGGGCGCGGGGAGGCGUGGCCUCCCCCAGGGCCGCCACCUCUACUGGUUGCUCUGCGCGUUCACCUUAAAGCUCUGUCAAGCAGAGGCUCCGGUGCGGGAGGAGAAACUGUCAGUGAGCACCUCAAAUUUGCCAUGCUGGCUGAUGGAAGAGUUUGUGGUGGCAGAAGAGUGUGCUCCAUGUUCUAAUUUCCAGGCUAAAACCACCCCUGAAUGUGGUUCCACAGGGUAUGUGGAGAAAAUCACAUGCAGCUCAUCUAAGAGGAAUGAGUUCAAAAGCUGCCGCUCAGCUCUGAUGGAACAACACUUAUUCUGGAAAUUUGAAGGGGCUGUCGUGGGUGUGGCCUUGGUCUUCGCUUGCCUUGUCAUAGUUCGUCAGCGACAGCUGGACAGAAAGGCUCUGGAAAAGGUCCGGAAGCAAAUCGAAUCCAUAUAGCUACCGUCUACCCUUUUAUGUGGGUCUUAAAGACCCUGCCUCAGAUAAAGAAAGUGGAAUGGACUGACUUGUAUCCCUGGUAUACUGGAGAGUGGGGAAACAAACAAAAAAAACAUUCUUCCAUCUUGACUAGAUCAUUAAUGAGCAGAAUAAAAAGAGUAAAAUAGU